AUGAGCUACAGCCCGGAGCCUGCGGCUCUGGCCACCUCCUACCGCCACCUCUUCGCCGAGGCCCCGCGGCGCUCCGAGGGCGUCGAGCCGCGGCGGGCGCGAGCUAGCGAGAAGGAGCAGCUGCAGGGCCUGAACGAGCGCUUCGCCGGCUACAUAGAGCGGGUGCGAGCGCUGGAGGAACGGAACCGGGAGCUGGCGGCGGAGCUGGCGGCGCUGCGGCAGCGGUCGGACGAGCCACGCCGGCUAGGUCAGAUGCUGGGCGGGGAGCUGCGCGCCCUGCGCGCCCGGCUGGAGGAGGCGCAUGGAGAGCGGGCGCAGGCGGCGCUGGAGCGGGCGCGCCUGGCAGAGGAGACGCAGCGGCUGCGGGCGCGCUGCGAGGAGGAGGCGCGGGGCCGCGCCGAGGCGGAGCAGGAGCUGCGGUCCCGGCAGCAGGCAGCUGAGGGGGCCGCCCGCGCCCGCGCAGACCUGGAGCGGCGGGCGGCGGCCCUGCUGGAGGAGCUGGCGGCCCAGCGCAGCGCUCACGCCGAGGAGUUGGCCCGGCUGAGCGCCGAGCUCCGCGCCGCCGCCCCCAUGGCCCCGGUUCCGGCGGGGCGGCCGGACCUGGCGGCGGCUUUGCGGGAGCUGCGGGCCCAGUACGAGGCGCUGGCGGCCCGCAACCUGCAGGCAGCCGAGGACUGGUACCGCGCCCGCUGCGCCCGCCUCCACGAGCGGGCAGCCCGCAGCCAGGAGGCCGUCCGUGCCAGCCGCCGGGAGGCCGGCGAGUGCCGCCGACAGCUCCAGGCCCGCCUGGCGGAGAUGGAGAGCCUGCGCGGCGCCCACCAGUCCCUGGAGAGGCAGCUGCAGGAGAUGGAGGAGCGGCACAGCGCCGAGGCCGCCGGCCUGCAGGACACCAUUGGGCAGCUGGAGGAUGACCUGCGAAACACCAAAAACGAGAUGGCUCGGCACUUGAGGGAGUACCAAGACCUGCUUAAUGUCAAGAUGGCCCUCGAUAUUGAGAUAGCUGCCUACAGGAAGCUGCUGGAGGGAGAGGAGACCCUCUUCAGCACAGGAAGCAGCGGCCUUUCAGCGCUCAAUCCCCUCCCCAACCCCACUUAUUCCUUCCAGCCAAGAGGCUUUAGUUCUUCCAGUCUGUCCUUCAAAGAUGAGGAACAAGGAGAGGUUUUUAAAGUGACCUCUAAAAUAUCAUCCAGCCGGGCUGAGAUGAUUGAGGGGACCAUAACCUCUACCAAGAAAAGGGGGAGAUUAAACCUGCAUGAAGGAAUCUUUGCAAAUGCAAAAAUGUAACCCUGCCCAUUUUGCAUUUGAGAGGGAACAGUCUCCACUUGGCCUUUGAAUGAUGAAGCCAUGGUAUGAACCCAUGCUGAAAGUCCCCUUGGAAUCACAUAACCCAUGAGGGACACCAACCUGCAGCCAGCUUCCUCAAGGGUCUGGCCAUGCAGAGGCCGAGCUUGGCACAUUGCUCCCUUUUAAAUGGGGUGGAGGUGUGGGCAGGUAGGUAGGUGCAUGUUGGUCAUUGAUGUGGUGGCACAGUGGACUCAUAUAGCACUCACCAUCCCUCCCUUCCUGUUCCUGCAGUGCUCGAGGGGAAGCUGGCUGGGAUGGAUUCUCAGCUGGCUCUCCAGGGACAGGGGUGGAGGGAAACAAAACUUUACACAUUUGUUACACCCAGUUUCAAGGCUACAGACCCUCACUCACUAUCCAAAUCCACAUAAAGCUAAACUGUUGCCCACUCCUUAAGAUGUAGACGUGCAUUUUUAAUCCCAGAAGCACAGAAAUAUCCAUACUGGACCACACCUGAUGUCUGGUCUAUGAGCCACUUAAGUUUUAAACUGUAAGGAUUGUUCUUCUUUUGGUUUUGUUUUGUUUAUCUUUUUGUCCUGACAGCUCUGGUUUUCUGCAGUGUUAGUCCAGCCAGAUGCACAGGGUUUCCUAGCAGAAGGCAUAGGGCAGGAAACUGGUGCAUUUGAGGUCAAGGCACCACCACACCACAGGGCACAGCACACCACUGGCUCUGAAAUUUCAGGGUCUGUGAGUCCCGUUGUUUGGCUGCACAGUCAUCACAUGAGAGCCCCACGUUCACAUUAUUAGAAUCAUGCCCCAGCUGGUGCUGGGAAGCUGCAGGACUCCUGAACACCAGCUCACAAAGUAUCCUCGUCUCCGCUCCGUUACAAUGUGUGCCAAAUUUGAUAUAGGAUUUGCAACCAUAGGUUUCCUUCAAUGCCUUAAAUUGCCAAUGAUCGCUUUUGCAAGAGCCGGAGACUCCACGUGUGUGUGUGUGUGUGUGUGUGUGUGUGUGUUGCUUGUCAGUGCCAUGGCAAGGUUAUCAUCACCAGAACUUACUGCCCUCGCAGUGGUCCCAGAGUAGUUCCUGGAACCAGCAAAUCGUUUGCUCCCACUCUUUCCUCUUCUACUGUAC
Messenger RNA from Calypte anna (Anna's hummingbird), 2416 nucleotides. It is a transcript of the gene INA, whose product is annotated as internexin neuronal intermediate filament protein alpha. Gene Ontology annotation, cellular component: intermediate filament; postsynaptic intermediate filament cytoskeleton; cytoplasm. Gene Ontology annotation, biological process: intermediate filament organization. The record is from RefSeq and is a predicted model, not a curated record. Gene Ontology annotation, molecular function: structural constituent of postsynaptic intermediate filament cytoskeleton. NCBI's taxonomy places the organism in Eukaryota, Metazoa, Chordata, Aves, Apodiformes, Trochilidae. The transcript has 4 exons. Bases 1 to 1284 code for a protein of 427 amino acids.